AGGAUGCCGCAGCUGCCGGGGGCCGGGGGCGGCGGGGGGGACCCGGAGCUCUGCGCCACCGACGAGAUGAUCCCCUUCAAGGACGAGGGGGACCCCCAGAAAGAGAAGAUCUUCGCCGAGAUCAGCCACCCCGAGGAGGAGGGCGACCUGGCCGACAUCAAGUCCUCCCUCGUCAACGAGUCCGAGAUCGCCCCCGGCGCCAACGGGCACGAGGUUUCCAGGCAGACUCAAGCACAGGAUUCCUACCAUGAUAAAGGCAGAGAACAACACCCCGAGGAAGGAAAGCAUCCAGACAAUGGCUUAUACAGCAAGGGACCAUCGUACUCUGGUUAUUCUGGGUAUAUCAUGAUGCCAAAUAUGAAUAACGACCCAUACAUGCCUAAUGGAUCUCUGUCGCCACCCAUCCCCAGAACAUCCAACAAGGUGCCCGUGGUACAGCCUUCUCAUGCGGUUCACCCCCUCACCCCUCUUAUCACCUACAGCGAUGAGCACUUUUCCCCGGGGUCACACCCGUCUCACGUCCCCUCUGAUGUCAGCUCCAAACAAGGCAUGUCCAGGCAUCCUCCAGCUCCUGAUCUCCCUACCUUCUAUCCCUUGUCUCCAGGGGGGGUUGGACAGAUAACACCACCUCUUGGCUGGCAAGGUCAGCCUGUAUAUCCCAUCUCGAGUGGAUUCAGGCAGCCCUAUCCAUCCUCACUCUCAGUCGACCCUUCCAUGUCCAGGUUUUCACAUCACAUGAUUCCUGGUCCUCCAGGCCCUCACACAACUGGAAUCCCUCACCCAGCUAUUGUAACACCUCAAGUAAAACAAGAACAUCUGCACAACGACAGUGAGCUAAUGCAUGUGAAGCCUCAGCAUGAACAGAGAAAAGAACAAGAGCCAAAAAGACCUCAUAUUAAGAAACCUCUGAAUGCUUUCAUGUUGUACAUGAAAGAAAUGAGAGCAAACGUUGUAGCAGAGUGUACUCUGAAAGAAAGUGCAGCUAUCAACCAGAUCCUUGGCAGAAGGUGGCAUGCUCUCUCCCGUGAAGAACAAGCAAAAUAUUAUGAACUAGCUCGUAAAGAAAGGCAGCUACACAUGCAGCUUUAUCCAGGCUGGUCUGCAAGAGACAACUAUGGGAAGAAAAAGAAGAGGAAGAGAGAAAAGUUACAGGAAUCAGCAUCAGGUACAGGCCCCAGAAUGACAGCUGCCUACAUCUGAAGCAUGGUGGGAAAAGAAAUGCUUUCUCAACUUGCAAAGCAAAGGCGGCGACACCAGGACCCCUUCUGGAGAUGGAAGCUUGUUAAACCCUAGGUGUGUCCUUCAUCCACACAGACCACCCCAAGGAGUCUGUCUAGGAUGUCAUCCACCCUGAUGUCACUGCUAGAGACACUGAAUCAUAAAGACAAUCACUGCCAAAAUCCUUCACUAUCACGAGGUCCAGCCCUGAUAUAAAUAGAGCAAAUGAGCUCCUGGGUCAGCAGAGCAGCUUUUGUCUUCACCUCUGCCUUGCACUCUUAAGCCCCCAUCUCAUCUGUGUCCAUAUUGAGUCAGCAAACACAGUAGCAUGGCUGUCUGUGCCUGCUUCAGCCAGCAGAAUUCCGUACACCACAGCUGCCCCACACAGCACAUCAAGGGAUGGAAUUUGCCUGGACCAGGAUGACGCGCUCAACCUUUUUAUUUAAUGGUGCGACAGGAUCAAUUUUGGUUUUAGCUUUUUUUAAGAAACUUGAAUGCUUUUAUAUUUUAACUUUUAGUUUGUAAUUUCUUUGGUGUAUAUUUUACUAGGUAUGAGCUUAAACAAGUGUCAAAAAUCUGAAAUACUUUUUAAGUAAAAGGAGGUUUUCUUUUUUUUUUUUUUUUCUUCCAGAGGAAAAAUCUGUAUGGAAAAAAGGUGGCUGUUUUGUUAAACUAUUUGUAACAAAUAGUGGCCUCUCAGUCUAUAUAAUACAGUGUCCUAUAGAACUAAAUAAAUGUAACAACAGUCAGCUGGUCAGUAGACAUGUUAGUCUUGCAUCAUCUACUCUGUAAACAUAAGCAAUACAUUCAGCAAAUCUGACUGCAGUGAGUUCUCCUUCUCACCCAUUCCCCUUCUCCUUGUAAAAAGCCCAGCACUUGAAUUAUUACUUCAAUUGUUCUGUAUUUGUAUCUGUUUUUGUUAGCCUGUUAGUGGGAUUUUAUGCCAGUUGUUGAAAUGAGCAUUGAUGUACCCAUUUUUUAAAAUAGUAAGGCACAGCCUUUGCCAAAAAUACUGUCAACCAAUUUUUUUUUGUCAUUCCAGUUUGAGUUAAUGUGCUGAGCAUUUGUUUUUUAAUAAAAGCUUUGUAAUAAAAUGGAA
Melospiza melodia melodia is the source of this 2317-nucleotide messenger RNA. It is a transcript of the gene LEF1, whose product is annotated as lymphoid enhancer binding factor 1. Lineage: Eukaryota; Metazoa; Chordata; Aves; Passeriformes; Passerellidae. Gene Ontology annotation, molecular function: DNA-binding transcription factor activity, RNA polymerase II-specific; RNA polymerase II cis-regulatory region sequence-specific DNA binding. The transcript is spliced from 12 exons. Gene Ontology annotation, cellular component: beta-catenin-TCF complex; chromatin. The coding region runs from base 4 to 1200 and encodes 398 amino acids. Gene Ontology annotation, biological process: regulation of transcription by RNA polymerase II; canonical Wnt signaling pathway. The record is from RefSeq and is a predicted model, not a curated record.